AUGCCGCGCUCCUUCCUGGUGGACUCGCUGGUGCUGCGCGAGGCAGGCGAGAAGAAGGCCCCGGAGGGCAGCCCGCCGCCUCUCUUUCCCUACGCCGUGCCCCCGCCGCACGCACUGCACGGCCUCUCGCCCGGCGCCUGCCACGCGCGCAAGGCCGGGCUGCUGUGCGUGUGCCCGCUUUGCGUCACCGCCUCGCAGCUGCACGGGCCCCCCGGGCCGCCCGCGCUGCCUCUGCUCAAGGCAUCCUUCCCGCCCUUCGGCUCGCAGUACUGCCACGCGCCCCUAGGCCGCCAGCACUCGGCCGUGUCGCCCGGGGUCGCUCACGGCCCCGCUGCCGCGGCUGCCGCCGCCGCGCUCUACCAGACUUCCUAUCCGCUGCCCGACCCCAGGCAGUUCCACUGCAUCUCCGUGGACAGCAGCUCCAACCAACUGCCCAGCAGCAAGAGGAUGCGCACCGCGUUCACCAGCACGCAGCUGCUAGAGCUGGAGCGCGAGUUCGCCUCUAACAUGUACCUGUCCCGCCUACGCCGCAUUGAGAUCGCCACCUACCUGAAUCUGUCCGAGAAGCAGGUGAAGAUCUGGUUCCAGAACCGCCGGGUGAAGCACAAGAAGGAGGGCAAAGGCAGCAACCACCGGGGCGGCGGGAGCGCGGGCGCCGGCAGUGGUGCACCGCAAAGCUGCAAAUGCGCGUCGCUCUCCUCAGCCAAGUGCUCCGAGGAUGACGACGAAUUGCCCAUGUCUCCGUCUUCUUCGGGGAAAGACGACCGGGAUCUCACGGUCACUCCCUAG
Molecule: messenger RNA, 789 nt
Organism: Neogale vison (American mink)
Lineage: Eukaryota; Metazoa; Chordata; Mammalia; Carnivora; Mustelidae
Gene: GSX1
Product: GS homeobox 1
Exons: 2
Coding region: 1-789 (262 amino acids)
Biological process (GO): regulation of DNA-templated transcription
Cellular component (GO): nucleus
Molecular function (GO): sequence-specific double-stranded DNA binding; DNA-binding transcription factor activity, RNA polymerase II-specific
Source: RefSeq, a predicted model, not a curated record